CUGAUGCACUUUAACCUUUCCCAAGCUUACUUUUUCCAUUCCUGUUAAUGAUCAGCGCCUUUUUUAUUUACAAUCAGAAAGGAGAAGUCCUUAUUUCUCGUCUAUAUAGACACGAUUUGAGACGUUCAGUGGCCGAUAUUUUCCGUAUUCAGGUCAUCUCCAAUACAGACGUUCGUUCCCCUAUUAUAACACUCGGUUCAACUUCAUUCUUUCAUGUGCGUCAUGAGAAUCUGUACAUCGUAGCUGUAACUAAGUGGAAUGCCAAUGCAGCCUUAAUUUUUGAAUUAUGUUAUCGAGUGGUUAAUAUUGGCAGAAGCUAUUUUGGCAAGUUUGAUGAAGAAGCAGUGAAGAAUAAUUUUGUACUAGUAUAUGAACUACUUGACGAAAUUCUUGAUUUUGGAUACCCUCAAAAUAGUGAAACAGAUACACUCAAAAUGUAUAUUACAACAGAGGGAGUUAAAUCAGAAAAAGUACAUGAAGAUUCCAGUAGAAUUACUAUACAAGCUACUGGUGCAACUUCCUGGAGAAGAAAUGAUAUUAAAUACCGAAAAAAUGAAGCGUUUAUUGACGUGAUUGAAAGUGUAAACCUCUUGAUGAGCAGCACAGGAACUUUAUUAAGAGCAGAUGUAGCAGGACAGAUUUUGAUGCGAGCGUAUUUGUCGGGCACACCAGAAUGUAAAAUUGGUCUUAAUGACAAAAUUCUGGUAGAUAAGGAUACUGUGAAUCGAGCCCCCCCUCGACGCACAAAUGCAGUUGAAAUUGACGAUUGCCAAUUUCAUCAAUGUGUUAAGCUGAACAAAUAUGAAAAUGAGAAAAGUAUCAGUUUUGUGCCUCCUGAUGGGGAAUUUGAAUUGAUGAAGUACCGUACAACUGAUAAUGUCAAUCUGCCUUUUAAGGUACAUCCGGUUGUUACAGAAGUUGGAAAUACACGUGUAGAAUAUAAAAUUAGUGUGAAAGCCAAUUUCUCGCCUAAGCUCUAUGCAAACAACGUAAUUUUAAAGAUUCCUACACCGUUAAAUUCUGCCAAGGUAGAGGUAAAGGUCGGAUCAGGCGGAAAAGCAAAAUAUGCGCCUUCAGAAAAUUGCAUUGUUUGGAAGAUCUCUCGUUUUCAAGGUCAAGCAGAGUUCCAUUUAAGUGGCGAAGCUGUAUUAACAUCUAUGACACAUAAGCGAGUGUGGUCCAGGCCGCCUAUAUCAAUGGAUUUUCAAGUUUUAAUGUUCACUUCUUCUGGUUUGCUUGUGAGAUAUCUGAAAGUUUUUGAGAAAAGUGGAUAUCAAUCAGUAAAGUGGGUGAGAUAUAUGACGAAGGCUGGCUCUUAUCAAAUUAGAUUUUAGUUUUAAAUCGAUUCAAUACCCAUUUUACGAAACUUUAAUUAAAGCUUCUCAUCCACAAGUUGAUACUCUUAAUAUUGGGUUGUGGAAAUUCAACGAUUUAAUAAACCACAUGUGAUUGUUUACAAUAUGAACUUACAAUUACAAUUA
Messenger RNA from Mycotypha africana, 1481 nucleotides. Its product is annotated as ap-2 adaptor complex subunit. Gene Ontology annotation, cellular component: cytoplasmic vesicle; AP-2 adaptor complex. Gene Ontology annotation, biological process: intracellular protein transport; clathrin-dependent endocytosis. NCBI's taxonomy places the organism in Eukaryota, Fungi, Mucoromycota, Mucoromycetes, Mucorales, Mycotyphaceae. Bases 48 to 1334 code for a protein of 428 amino acids. Gene Ontology annotation, molecular function: clathrin-cargo adaptor activity. The transcript is spliced from 6 exons. The record is from RefSeq and is a predicted model, not a curated record.